UUUCUUUAUUUUCAAUUGAGAAAGAAAGAAACUUUGAUUUUUCCAUCUUUUCUUUUUAGUAAAUUACAGGAAGAGGACGGGGGAAGAAGAACAAGACGGAGUCCUUUUCUAGGGUUUUCCGACGGAUCCUUUACGCCUCAACGAAUAUCCUAUGAACUUGAAGGGAGCACCACCGAAUCGGCGGGAUCUUGAUCUGUAAUUGCCAUCGCUAUUGGAGUCAAGAAAUCACCUCAACCAACCUACGCGAAAUCAUGGAUUCCCUAUCUUCUAACUCUCACGGAAAUCUGGACGAGCAGAUUUCCCAGCUCAUGCAGUGCAAGCCCUUGAACGAGCAGGAGGUAAGAGUAUUGUGUGACAAAGCCAAGGAGAUACUUAUGGACGAGAGCAAUGUUCAGCCUGUUAAAAGUCCGGUAACAAUAUGUGGUGAUAUUCACGGGCAAUUUCAUGAUCUUGCAGAACUUUUUCGCAUUGGAGGGAAGUGUCCAGAUACAAAUUACCUUUUUAUGGGAGAUUAUGUUGAUCGUGGCUACUACUCAGUUGAAACUGUUACACUUUUAGUGGCCCUUAAAGUCCGAUAUCCUCAACGCAUCACAAUUCUUAGAGGAAAUCAUGAAAGUCGUCAGAUUACACAAGUUUAUGGGUUCUAUGACGAAUGCUUAAGAAAGUAUGGCAAUGCUAAUGUUUGGAAGAUUUUUACUGACCUGUUUGACUAUUUUCCACUGACAGCACUGGUGGAAUCAGAAAUAUUCUGUCUGCAUGGUGGUUUGUCGCCAUCUAUUGAAACCCUCGACAAUAUACGGAAUUUUGAUCGUGUUCAAGAAGUUCCUCAUGAAGGUCCCAUGUGUGAUCUCUUAUGGUCUGACCCAGAUGAUCGAUGUGGGUGGGGAAUUUCUCCCAGAGGUGCUGGAUAUACCUUUGGUCAGGACAUAUCUGAGCAGUUUAACCAUAGUAAUAAUUUAAAGUUGAUUGCAAGAGCACAUCAGCUAGUGAUGGAAGGAUAUAACUGGAGUCAUGAACAAAAGGUUGUGACUAUAUUUAGUGCACCUAAUUAUUGUUAUCGCUGUGGAAAUAUGGCAUCAAUUCUGGAAGUUGAUGACUGCAAAGCGCACACUUUCAUUCAGUUCGAACCAGCUCCAAGGAGGGGUGAACCGGAUGUUACUCGAAGAACUCCUGACUACUUUUUAUGAUGCGCCUAUUGUCAGAUGAAAAUUUCUAGCCGCAGGUGUUUCCAAACAUAUGUUUUGGCUGUUUUUACAUUGGAGAAUUUUAGUUUUCCCUAUGGUGGCGGUGGUGGUGGGGAAAGACAAAAGCAUGUAAAUUUCGAUAGGUUGCUUUCAGGAUGGUGGAGUCCAUCCUUGCAAAUCUCAAGGUUUUGCUGAAGGAAGCUAUAGGGCUGGCGACUUGUUAACUGCAUAUGUAACAUCUCCAAAGAACAAUGUAUUGUUGCAUCCCUUUCUUUCUUUCUUCCUUUUCUUUUCUUUUUUUUGUUAUUUUUUUCUUUUUAGUAAUUUGUUUCAUGCAAUUUUCCUAUCCUUUGGUUCACGGGGUCUCUGUGCUUUUCUGUUUUAACUAUUUUGUAGGAUGCUUUUGUUUUAGUUUUCUUUUUGGGGGUUUACAGAUGGACCAUCACUUUAAUUUUUACUUCAAUGAGUGUCUUUAUUAUUCUUUUUCA
Cucumis sativus (cucumber) is the source of this 1672-nucleotide messenger RNA. Its product is annotated as serine/threonine-protein phosphatase PP2A-2 catalytic subunit. Lineage: Eukaryota; Viridiplantae; Streptophyta; Magnoliopsida; Cucurbitales; Cucurbitaceae. Gene Ontology annotation, cellular component: cytosol. Gene Ontology annotation, biological process: mitotic cell cycle; peptidyl-serine dephosphorylation. The coding region runs from base 252 to 1187 and encodes 311 amino acids. The record is from RefSeq and is a predicted model, not a curated record. Gene Ontology annotation, molecular function: protein serine/threonine phosphatase activity. The transcript is spliced from 11 exons.